CAUAGCAAAGCUCACCGUGCACAAACCAGAGAGGAAGGGACGCCAUGCCGGGCGGAAGAGGGAGCAGGCCAGGUGCGGCUGCCGUGGCUGGAUGGCAGCUCCGCCCACUCGUGCUCUUCCUCUUUUCAAUGGUGCCCCAGCGAGCGCUUUCACAGGGAGAAGCGCGGCCGCCGCAGUCGCCGCUGGAUCAGAAGCUGAACAUAACGUGCAACAACGUUCAGUAUCCAUUUGGCGCCAGAGGUAGCUCCCUACCUGGCUUCGAGGUAACAUGCGGCCAAAACAAUGAAGCCAUGCUGCAGAUUGGCAAAAAUAGCUACAAAAUGCAGGAUGUGUCGAUGGACAGAGGCUUUCUCAUCAUCUUUGCCGGGCCAAUCCGCCAAGUGUGCUAUGACCGGAACGGGAAGUCCACGCAGACCAAUGGAACCGGUGAUAUAAGCUUGGAAGGGACACCGUUCUCCUUCUCCAAGCAAAAUAAGCUGGUGGCCACUGGAUGCAACUACAAACUAGUUGCUAACUUCAGCGGCUCGGUGCUCGGUGACAACCCUCGGCAAACCAGUUGCUCCUCCUGGUGCCAUGGGAACUCUAACGUCGCCGAUUGCAUUAACAGUGUAGCAUGCUGCGAGGCCCACAUGCCAAUGGACAAUGCUCAAGAUUUCACCUUGACGUUUGACAAGACAUCAGGUCAAGUCACUGGCAAAGAGAACGGCACUUGCAGUGCUGCCUUCUUCCUUGACCAAGACGACGCACACUUCAAUGGUGGCACAGUUGGUGGACAGAGGCCGCUGAAAGACCUGCUAUUGGCAGCUGUUGACCGCAGGAUGAUCUUGGAUUGGGCAAUUGGGAGCGGCACAUGCAACCAGACCUCGACCUACAACUCGGCGCCGCUGUACUGCAACAAUAUGAGUGGAUGCAUCGACGCGCCCCGUGGAACGGGACAUCUCUGCAAGUGCAAUGCAGGGUCCGACGGGAAUCCUUACACUGCAGAUGGAUGUGCAGAUAUCAACGAAUGCCGGAACGACAACAAUGAUUGCAACUAUCCGGAACUCUGCAACAACACCGAAGGGGGUUUUACUUGCUCAUGUCCCCCAAACUUCAUUGGUGACGGCCGCAAGACAGGCACAGGCUGCAAUGAGUCGCUCAUUUCAUCUGGUUCCCCUAUGCAACAACCGCAAGGUUUGGAUGUGUGCAUUAAUCCCGAAAAGAACCCCUGCACGUACACCAUCUCUUGCAAUGAUGGGCAAGGGGCAGUUGCAUGCAAUUGUCCACCAGGCAUGAGUGGCGAUGGCUGGAAAAGGGGAAGUGGCUGUCAAAACGAAAAACACUUCCCUAUAGAUAUUGCUUUGGGUGUUGGCCUUGCACUUGUGGUUACAAUAACAACCACAUCUCUGUGCUACUACUGGGGCAUGCGGAGAAAAAAGGUGAGAAAAAACAUAGCUGAGUUAUUCCGUAAGAAUGGAGGCUUGCUGUUGCAGCAGAGAUUUUCGGCAAUUACAUCUCAAGGUAAGGACUCGUCAGCAAAGAUAUUCAGUGCGGAAGAGCUCAAGAGUGCUACCAACAAUUAUAGUGACACUCGAAUCCUUGGCCGAGGUGCAUAUGGGACAGUGUAUAAGGGUGUUCUUCAAGAUGAGGCUGUGGUUGCCGUAAAGAAGUCCAGGGUGUUUGAUGAGAGUCAGGUGGAGCAGUUUGUCAAUGAGAUCACAAUCUUAUCACAGACCGAUCACCCAAAUGUUGUCAAGCUUUUGGGAUGUUGUCUAGAGACACAAGUUCCAUUGUUGGUGUAUGAGUUCAUACCCAAUGGAACACUCUUCCAGCACAUUCACAACAGAAGUGCACCUGGCUCCUUAACAUGGGAAGAUACCUUACGGAUAGCUGCAGAAACAGCAGAGGCACUUGCCUAUCUGCACUCCGCAUCUUCUGUACCAAUCAUUCACAGAGACAUUAAAUCAAGCAACAUACUCUUGGAUGAGAACUUUGUGGCUAAAAUAUCAGACUUUGGUGCAUCAAGAUCAGUUCCAUUUGAUCAAACUCAUGUGACUACCCUUAUUCAAGGGACUAUAGGAUACCUUGAUCCUGAAUAUUUCCAAAGCGGCCUGCUCACAGAGAAGAGUGAUGUCUACAGUUUUGGAGUAGUUCUUGCAGAGCUCUUGACAAGGCAGAAGCCUAUUUCUGUAGGCCGACCAGAGGAAUCAUGCAACUUAGCCAUGCAUAUGGUGAUUCUAUUUAAUGAAGAGCGCCUAGUUAAGGAGAUAGAGCCACGCAUUUUGGCAGAAGCAGGUGAAGAGCAACUUUGUGCAGUUGCGCAGCUCACUGUGAGAUGUUUAAAUAUGAAUGGACAAGAACGACCCAUUAUGAAGGAGGUGGCAUCAGUUUUAGAUCAGCUAAGAAGGUCAUUCAUCACCAAGGAGCAAACUAUGAGAAGAGAAGAUGAACCUGUACAAGAAAAUAAUGUACAAGAGCACCUUCUACAUGAGACAAGCUCGAUUUCCAGCCUGCACUGCGCGGAAGGAAGUACACAAUUGAGCAUGGAGGCUGAAAUGAGAGCUUCUUCUCACAUGCCAAGAUGACGCUUCUCAUAUUUUAUUUCAUGUAAUCUCAAAGACAAUGUGCAAUUUGCUAUGUAGAAAUGAUGUAAAAUAGC
Molecule: messenger RNA, 2638 nt
Organism: Lolium rigidum
Lineage: Eukaryota; Viridiplantae; Streptophyta; Magnoliopsida; Poales; Poaceae
Product: wall-associated receptor kinase 5-like
Exons: 5
Coding region: 45-2564 (839 amino acids)
Biological process (GO): cell surface receptor signaling pathway; protein phosphorylation
Cellular component (GO): plasma membrane
Molecular function (GO): calcium ion binding; protein serine/threonine kinase activity; ATP binding
Source: RefSeq, a predicted model, not a curated record